This is a messenger RNA of Leopardus geoffroyi (Geoffroy's cat), 1815 nucleotides long. RefSeq names its product granulocyte-macrophage colony-stimulating factor receptor subunit alpha-like. Gene Ontology annotation, cellular component: membrane; external side of plasma membrane. Gene Ontology annotation, biological process: cytokine-mediated signaling pathway; immunoglobulin mediated immune response. The record is from RefSeq and is a predicted model, not a curated record. Lineage: Eukaryota; Metazoa; Chordata; Mammalia; Carnivora; Felidae. Gene Ontology annotation, molecular function: cytokine receptor activity; protein binding. The transcript has 13 exons. Bases 429 to 1805 code for a protein of 458 amino acids.
UCGGGGACGCUUCCUGUCCCGAGAUAACAAGGCUGCUGCUCGUUGACGGGCAGGACACGGCUGACGUGCGUCCAGAUGAAUCAUGUGAGGGUCUCCAGGCAGCACAGGCUCCUGACCGGGCCGUGUCUCCUUGUCCGCGCCCAGAGUCUGCCCUCGGGGACCCUGCUUGUCUGGUGUCAUCGUCAUUGCCUGUCACCCGGGCAGGACAGCGUCCCCCGAAAGUGCUGAGACGGCCCAAGACAGGCGCCGAGAGCUGAGGGGCCAGCUGGCCCGUCCCGACGUGGGGGCCCACGGAGCCACACCUCUGCCUGCUGAACCCACCUCCGGGCACAGCAGGAAGCCCGCCAGGCUCCCCGUCCAGGGUCCAGGCAGGAGCCCCCACCCUCGGACUCACAGUGCGGACCCAGGUGCAGCUUUGGGGCUGGGAUAUGGCGGCCGUCCUGGAUCUUGUGACCUUCCUGGUCGUCCUGAAGUCGGCAUGCUGUGCACAACCACGGCCAGCGCAAGACAAAAUGUCCCCUAUUAUAAACAUGCAGCUGGAUUCAAGGAAAAAAAUGUUAACCUGGACUUCCACAAGAAACGUGAGUGGCCAGGAAUGCACAAUAGAUACGCCGACUGCCUAUUCCGCCACGGUGGACCCACAGGUGACAGAGGACCACACCUACGUCUGCACCUUCCCCAACUCCGUGCUGCACAGGGGGGCCAACCUGACCGUGAACAUCACUUGCGAAGGGGACGUGUUCCUCCAAGUCCUGACUUUCGCCAACCCAGGCAGGGAAGGUUCCGGAGCCGUGAACUUCUCCUGCCUCAUUUACAACGUACGCUUCAUGAACUGCAGCUGGGCGCCCGGCCCGGCCGCCCCAGCCGACGUCAAGUAUCGACUGUUCUCCUGGGCGUCCAGGCAUGAGGCCGAGUCAGAAUGCGUCCAUUACAUCCUCGGCCCCACGGGGACCCGCGUGGGCUGCCAUUUCGACCAACUGGGUGAACCCCAGAGGACGGAUAAUUACUUCUUCUUGGUGAACGGAACCAGCAGGGAAACGGCGAUCCCGUUUUUGGAUUUCACUCCAUUUAAUGCCGUUCAAAUCGAGAAGUACAAUCCACCCAGGAACAUCACCAUCACCUACAACCGGUCGCACCACAUCAUCCGGUGGGAACCUCCCGAGAUCCGAUUCGACCUUUCGAGUCACAUGCUGUAUUACGAGCUGGAAAUCCAAACGCCGGCGAGCUCCGCAGAAACAAACCGUGUUUUCCAGAGGGGACAGGACCCCAACGUGUACCUGAUGCCCGGUGCCGCCACCAGAGCCAAGAGCGCCUUCCGGGUGAGGGUGCGUUACAUGUACAACCGCCUGUGGAGCGAAUGGAGCCCCACGCGGCGGUUCGGCCUCCCGGAGCAGGAUUUCAGCGGCGCCCUGGUGGGGCCCGUGGUGGGGACCGCGGCUUUGUCCGCGCUCGUCCUCAUGUUCCUCUGCAAACGAUGCACACCAGGCCUGGCGGGUGUCCGUGGGCGCUGCGUUUCUCCAGGAAGGGACGCACAGAGGCCGUGGGGUCCUUCACGGUGUGCGUCUCCCCGCCAGGUUCUCCGUGAGGCGCAAGAUGUUCCCUCCCAUCCCGCAGGUGAAGAAGGAAAUCGCCAAGGCCCUCAUGCCCACACCGGGGGUCGCCUGGGACGAGGGCCACCCCCCGCCUGGCCCCCAGGACCCCGAGGACGUGGUGACGCUGGAGGCAACGUGCUGACGGGGGGACGAGGGGAGACGGUGCGUUCCGCCUGCGACCACUUGUGGCCCCGUGUGGUGUUAGUAAAAUGAUAGAUAAAUA